AUGCUUGCAAAACAAGCUUUAUCUAUUGGUAUUAACGACUAUGUGCCACGACGUUUCAUCUUAGAACCCUGCCUAAAUGAUGCAGGUGAUAUAACUCAGGCUUUACGUUUACUUGGAUUUCGGGCACAUUUUGCGAAAAAUCUUGGCUAUAAAUCGAUGAAAUCCGUGACUGAUCAAUUUGUCCAUUCGAUUCAACCAGGUGCUAUUGUUGUAUUCUAUUUCUCUGGUCAUGCUUGUCAAUUCGAUGGUAACAAUUAUUUAAUUCCAACGAAUGCUGUUGGAAUUUGGGCUGGUAAUAUCAACUCGACUGCAAUCGAUGCUCAGAAACUCAUUAGUUCGAUGCACAAAAGACGUCCACGAGUUGUAAUAUGUAUUCUUGAUUGUUGUCGAACCGAUGCACCGACAGAGCCAAUUGACGAGAUGAGUCCUUACGGUAGAGCCUUGGCUGGAAUGAGCGCAGGUCUUGCACCAAUGCAAGCCCCACCAGCAACAAUUAUUGUUUAUGCUUGUGCAGCAAAUGAUGUAGCUUCAGCUGCUUCAAUUGAUGGUCGAAAUAGUUUAUAUACUUCUCAUUUACUUCAUUAUAUCUUAACACCAAAUGUCGACAUUGAAACUCUUUUGAAAUGUGUUGCUAGAAACGUUGAAAGAGAAUCCAAAAGUGAACAAAUACCUUACCGAUAUAGUAGUUGUAAUGAAGCAAUCUAUCUAGCUGCGCCUAACACAUACAAUGCGUUGAUGCCAUUUCAAGAUAUGCAUAGAAGACCUGUUGUUCAAUCAUUACAUAGGAAACGAGCAAAAUCACUUCCUGCUAAAUAUCCACAACCACAGCCGCAACUCAAACAUUUCCACAAACAGUGGAAUGGCCAACAUGAUGCUCAACAUACACAACCACAACUCAAGCAUUUCCACAAACAGUGGAAUGGUCAGCAUGGUGCUCAACAUACGCAACCACAACUCAAACAUCACAAACAGUGGAAUGGCCAGUAUGAUGCUCAACAUACACAACCACAACUCAAGCAUUUCCACAAACAGUGGAAUGGCCAGCAUGGUGCUCAACAUACGCAACCACAACUCAAACAUUUCCACAAACAGUUCAAUGGUCGAUAUGGCAUGCGAAGAAAUGAUUAUUCAGUUGAUAGAAAUCCAUUAAUACCUAUGAAAAGAGUUCCUUGGUAUCCUGGUCCUUCGUUUCCUCGAUAUUCAUGA
Messenger RNA from Rotaria sp. Silwood2, 1206 nucleotides. The record is from the annotation of a GenBank genome assembly. Lineage: Eukaryota; Metazoa; Rotifera; Eurotatoria; Philodinida; Philodinidae.